CUUUCCGGAUGUUGAAAGAAGAACUCGCGGGCGUGAACCAGACAUCAAAUACUACCCUGGGAUAGUUUUCUUCAAAAUUGGAUGGCCAUUGUCUGCGGUCUGUGUGCUAUUCAUGUAUUGGUGUGACUCGGUGUCAUCACAAGACAGGAGGCAGUGGAGUGGAGCAAUCGGUGGAAGGGCUUGAACGGCCUUCUAACAUUUGGAUUGUUGUGGCCGAAGAAAAUCAAGUGAAACGUGUGCCAAAAAGCUUAGGUUAGGCAAUUUCUUUCACAGGAUUGAAAUCGGAAGUGUGCUCCUGCUGUGCAAUCAAAGCGAACGGAAGCUGAACACCCUGCUGCUGAAAAGAAGGGUGGUGGUCGCCUGUACAUGUUUCAUUUGUGGGUGGAGUGAGACCUAUCAAAUUCUUUUUGUGUGUGCAUGUUUCAUCAUCAUCGAUCUGUGGUUUGACAGAAAGUGAGAAAAAUUAGACGAGGAGCAGGGAAGGAGAGAGAUAGCAUACGCAAGAGAAGAGCCUGACAGAGGACGAAAACAAGAAUUCGUGUGACGCUACGCAGCAUCCCCUGCAAACCCUGUCCGUGUGUUGAUUUCUACCAGGCAGAGAGGUGGAAGAAGGGUGUUUCCAAAUUGUGUUUAUCUAGCGGCUGGAAAGUGAAUGAAUAUCUAUCGUGUGUAACUUAAGUGAGGCGGAAAUUUUCUAAAGAAAUUGCCAGAACAAAGUUAUCUUAAGGGCCAUUUGGCACAGUGGGCGAGAAAGUGUGUCUGAGUGUGUCGAUUUUUUGUGUGAACAUCUUCGCAACAACAGCAAUAGCAUAAUCGAAAAUAUUCGUGAUUCAAUCAACUGGACCAGUGGGUAUCUGGAAAGUACUUUUGGCUUUCUUGCAUUGUCAAGUGUGAAAGGAAAACUUUUCCAUCAAAUUGUCCCUCUUGUUGGGGAAUCUUUUGUGGUGGUAGCCGCUGUUCGUCUAUUGGAUACAACCAUCGUCGGAGGAUUGCUGAAAUUGGUUGCAGUACAUGUGAGAGAUCAUUCUACCGACGGUCCUUCGCAGAAUCGUGGCCCGAAUAAUCAAGUGCUGCUGACCCAGAUGAGGCCCAUUUCGAGCAUAAUCUUCAAGCCGUGUGCACUGAAGUGAAAAGAAACGCACCGAAAAAACAGUGCAGAAAAAGGAAAAUAUUUUGGCAAAAUUGAAUUUCCUGUCUUUUUUUUUUGGCGAGUAGAAUAAAGUGGUUGUCAAGGAAAAUUUGGUUGAGAGAUAACUGAAGUGUUUGAGUGUGAAGAAACAAAUCAUAAGCAACUGGGAAAAUGGCGAGCGUGAAGAGGCGUAGUGUUGGGUGGCUGUGUCUAGUGAUUUGCGUGGUGGGUGUUUAUUCGGAUGUGUCUACCACGAUGGAAACUGCAACCGUUGGCGUCAUCGCUGAGGGUGGCGUCAGUGUCAGUGCAAGUGAAGAAGAUACCUACGCUACGGUAAUGUCGGUUAGCACUAGCGGAAAAAUGGAACCAGAGGUGUCGGAAAUUCCGUCCUCCACUGUGCUUGGAGAGUCGACAAGUGUCGUUGUCACAAGUGGUCCAACAGAGAUGGUAGAAGGAUUGACGACUGGUUUUGCGGUGGAACUGGGUAGUAGUGCUGCCAGUUUGGCGGAGGAGGGUGAAAUCGAGAAGAAGGGAGACAUUGAGCUGGAAAGUGAGACUCCGGUUAUAAGCUUCGGAAUACGCUCAUUCACGGUUGAAGUGGGUACCGGGACAGAGCGGUCCAGUGAUGAGCCGGUGCUGAUGAAUGCAACCCAACCAGAAAAUGCUACCCAGCAGAGCGCAGAAAGUGCCUCCACUACUCAAGUAAAUUUCUCCAGUGAGUCGUUGGGCGACGUGGCAUCUACUGCAACAGCUACUACCGUAGAGUCGAUAUCUACUACUCUCAUCAGGGAAUCUGACCAUGUGGAAAAUACAGGAGACGAAGGGCCAUCUCAGGAACAGACGAGCGAUUCCGUGGUUACCAUCAAUACCAAACUUACCAACGAAAAGCCCAUUAAUAUGGAUGACUCCGGUGAAGAACAGCAUCUUUCGAAUGAAAUACGCGUUGAGAAGAAGAAUGGACUCUAUCGAAUCAAGAUAGCCGAAAUCACAACCGAUGAAUUCGAUAAUGGAUUGCAUGAAAGUGAUAAUGAGAAUAUGCUGAUGCCAGCUGACGUCGUCGCUUCCAAGUCGGUUUACCCGAGCAAGAUUAAUAUUGACGAUUUUUAUCCUUCAAAGCUGGAGGACUUCAAACCUUCGGUUGCCGGCGGAAAUGUCAUCCAGAGGGAGGUGGAAACGCAGGAGAAAUUAUUGCGAGAGAAAGCAAUCCUGCGAAACGACGAUAAUGAGAAACUUUUCGAAUCAACCAUCAUGAAACCAUCGGAAGUUUUGCCAGUAAUUGACAGCAGGACUGAUGGCUCCGAUGAGGAUCGAAAUGAGGGUGACAAAAAAGGACAGGAUAACGGUGACAUUUCCACUACCAAGAUUGAGAUCGAACUAAUCGAUGAUACCUCAGAAACUUCUACCAGCGACGAGGGAAAAUCCUCCAUCGACAACAUAACCGAGAAGCUGGAGGAAAACGACGAAGUAAUUAGCAGGAUUGAGGAGAAUUUCAAAGGUUACAAAACUUUCGACUUGCCAGAGGAGGAAGAACCCACUCCAAAGAAGAAGGACGAUGAAGUUAUUACGAUUGCCAUCUCCUCCGUGACAUUUUCAUCGUCGCAACAGUUAACCACGCAAGCCGUACCGACCCUGACACCGAUCUCCGGCACUACCACCCACACAUCGCAGGAAGAGGUCCCGAUUGCCGUCAGUGGCAGUGACAUUGUCAAAGGCAAUUACGGUAAUUUGUUCAUUCAGAGACGUGUCAAGAAAAAUGAUCCCACCACGGCCAAGCUCAACGUCUUCGAUUCCGUCGCUCCACUGAAAAAGAUAGAUUUUGCCAAUACGAAAUUCAACACCGACAACAGUGGCCCUCCGCACGACCCCAAGGAUGCCAACAAGAAGGACAAACCGGAAUUUUCCACUACCAAAUUUUACAAUAGCAAGGAGCUCUACAGCGAGCUACACCACCAAAUGAUGAACGACAGCGACCAUCGUCAUCCGAGCCGCAAUUCUCCGGUCGUGCCGAAGAAAACCACCGCCAUAGUUUCAGAAAAGGACAUCCUAACCGCCAAAACCCUCUCCCGACCGGCUGCUCAAUCAACAGUAACCACCAAAAAGCUACCACCGAAAUCUGUCACUCCCACAAGCGAACCUAUUCGUUCGGAAUCCAACAUCAAAAAGCAACUACUGAAGACAAACUUUAUUCCGCGUGAGGAGUCACACCCACCCACCGGCAAACCACAACAAUCCGUCGUCUCCCAAACCCCCCUUGAAAACACAUCCGUCAACCGCCCACUCCACCCUCAGGACCAGCAGAAGAAGAUAAAAACCCUCGGUGCAGCUGCCUCCGCCAUCAUCGCUGCCACCUCCAAGCUAACCAAAAUCAACAGCAAGGCUCGCAUUACACCUGCCAUCACUUCUGGAGCUGCCAACCCUCAGCAGCAACGUAAACCGCAACCAUCGACUUCUCGGCUUGGUGAAAAUUUAAUUACAAGGCCGGUCAUUACACCGCUGUCCCGACUGCAGGAGAAAAUUAACACACUGGAUUGCGACAUCCAGGCCGUCUCGCCGGACUCGACCAUCUGGCGGGGCAACGAGACCCACGAUCUGAAUCUGCCCAUUACGACACCGGAGGACUGCUCAGCCGGAUCCAGCUGCAUCCCGACCACAAUCUCGUGGGAAGGCACCGCCGACAUCCAAUCCGGUGACGUGUUGAUUGUGGAGAUUGACGAUAAGCACUUGAUUCCAUCCAAUUAUAACAAAUCUGCAGAAAGUGCCCAUCAUACGACACCGGCAGUCUACCAGGUGACACGGCUUGGGCACGAAAAUUGUGACAUCACCGAGGGAGUCCUGCUCGACAUCACCCCACUGCUAGUGGACGGCAAGAAGCUGGUCACCUUAUACGAUAAGGACCUGACGGAAGGAAUUAAUCUGCUAAUUGUGGUCUCGGAACAGUGGGGUCAUCAGUGCGUACGUCUAAAAGUGACGGUCAAGUCGGAUAAUUGCGGUGAAAAUGCUGACUGCUCCGGAAAAGGUGUAUGCUUCUCCAACAAUUCGAUGGAAGGCUACGAGUGCCAGUGCUGCAGUGGAUUUGCAGGAUCUCAUUGCGAGGAGAUUGAUGCUUGCACGCCAUCCCCGUGUACAAACAAUGGCAUUUGCGUCGAUCUUUCUCAGGGUCACGAAGGAAAUGCCUACCAGUGCCUGUGUCCUUAUGGCUACACCGGCAAAAACUGCCAGUUUGAAUCGGACCCCUGUAAUCCAUCGCAAUGUUUGAAUGGAGGGACCUGCGUCGGAAACUCGACCCAUUUCAGAUGUGACUGCACCUCAGGCUACACCGGACCGCUCUGUCAACAUAAUCUCAACGAGUGCGAGUCCUCGCCGUGCGUUCACGGUAUCUGUGUCGAUCAGGAGGAUGGAUUCCGAUGCUUCUGUCAGCCAGGAUUUUCCGGGGAGCUAUGCAACUUUGAGUACAACGAAUGUGAGUCGAACCCAUGCAUCAACGGCGGUCAGUGCAUUGACAACAUUGGUGGCUUUUCGUGCAAAUGUACUCGCGGCUACACUGGAAAACGCUGUCACAUCAAGGUGGACUUUUGCGCCAAUGACCCGUGUCCGGAUGGCCAUCGCUGUAUAGAUCACGGGGACGACUUCUCCUGCGAGUGUCCGGGCGGACGCAACGGACCGGACUGCAAUCAGGUUCCCAGAACGCUGUGCAACGUGAAUCCAUGUGCCAACGGAGGAACCUGCUGGACUACCGAGGAAUCGUUCUAUUGUGCAUGCCGACCAGGUUUCACGGGAAAAAUGUGCGAAGAGAACUUUGUAAUCGAUACGGUUGUCAGCUCUAGUGAAAUGCUGUCGGACAGUCUUGGCCAGAAUGGAGGCCAAAAUGGUCUGCAUGGAGGCAGCAGUAGCACCCUGUACGGAGAAUCGGAAUCUCACAUUGGAAAGCGUGGCAGUGCCAUAGAAUUGCACAACGCGUACAUCGCUGCGGGAACGUUAGCGGCAGCCAUUCUCAUCGUGGCCAUUGUGGUAACCGCAUGCCACUGCAAGGUGCAUCAGAGCUAUCGCUAUUUCGCCACCAAGCACCGCCAACUAAUACCGAUCUUUGGCCGCAAAACAAAAGCGUCCUCCACCAACCGGCACUGGCUGAGCGGCAAAGGUCAACAAGCCACCACUGGCCACAACAACCUGAACUACAGCUAUGCCCACCAGCAUCCGAACUCGUACAGCCUACAGCCGGAGCGGAUAAUCAACAAACCAACGCUGCAGAUGAAUUUGGAAAACGACAUGUACUACACCGUGGACUUUGGCGAGUCGCAGAAUGCGCCCCUGAUUCAGUAAAAUUGCGUACUUGAGUCGGACGGAGGAGGAGGAGGAGGAGGAAGGAAUGCCUCCAGUUUGAACAUUUCUAAUUUCAACGUUCAGUUCUAUUCAGGCGCUUAUCCAGUAGAAUAAUUAUGAAAGGAUCUAAGGUUACGUGAAAAUGAUUACAUAAGAGUACAUUACAGUAAGCCAAAGAAAAGAAUGCAAGGAGAACAAUUCCUUAACAAUCGGACACAUGCCAGAUUAAGGAGGACAACAUCGAACCAGCGGCGGCGGCACUGGUUGAACGCUGUAUCGUAGCUGAACCGGAUAAGGUUAGGAGCUCUAAAUAUUAAAUGUAUAGUCACGACACGAUAAGCUAAAACAAAAAGGCUCGAAUUUUGAGACAAAGAAAGGAAAAUCCAACUGUUUCAUAGUAUUUUGGUUUCCUAGACACGAUUUCGCCCAACGUCACCUCCACCACCGCCUGCAGCUUAAUUGAUUUUCUUCCACCGCAAGAAAACGCACCACAAAACUGCGCCAAAAUCUACCCCUUAAAGUGACAAAAAAGUAAAGCGAAACAAGCGAGAAGAAAAAAUCUUUUGAUUGGAUCCUUGGAUCUUGGUUUGGUGCCAACGACAACGAUGACGGCAGCCUCUUGGCAUGGACGGAAAUUAAAGAUUAUUAUCGUGGUGUUGUGCCCACUGUCUAACCAGCUUCUCGGUGACAUCAUGUUACUUAACUCAGCUGAACGUUGAAUUCGAUAAUGGUAAAGUGGAACAGCAGCUAGGCAAAAAUAGGAUUUUUAAGAUAUGUCUAUUUUUUCUGAGAAAACCAAACCGAAGGAAAAAUGUUGUUUUUUUUUAUGUAAUGAACGCUGCAUGGUAUGGAAACGUAUUGCACGUUUAUUUACUUACGGUUGCGUCAAAGCUCGAGAACGGUUGAUGAUCUUUAAGGUGAUACGGAACAGAGUCUAAAAAUGGCGAUCUUGGUAGCUGACUUGCAGUAUUGCUUCCAAUUUUCUGGAGCACAAAUCCUUAGCAGCUAUUUUUACUACAGGGGAUAAUUUUAUGCGCUAGGUCGCAUUCAAGUCCGAUAUUUGUGCUCUAUAACAUUACAAGUGGCAGUGACAGUGUCAGUCAUCUAGACAGACAUUUUUAACUCUUUGUCGUAUCACAUUAACAAAUACCAAAAGUAUGUUUCGUAAUUAAUUAACAACAACAGUAUUAACGAAAGCAGUUGUUGAGGGCUCUUAAACACGCCUUUCUCCCAUUGCUAGUUUUUUUUUAAUAAUUAAACAGAAUCGCCCAUCCUUUAGAAAUAUUUCACAACGGUGAAAAAUUACCCGAAAUUCUUUCAAAUUCGUUGAAAAGAUCAGUGUUAACGAAAGUUUCUGAUAGGGCACAGCAAUAAGAGCACUCUUUAAACCAAUUUAUAUUUUUAAACCGACGUUAAAAUACGGAAACUGCCAACCGUGAAGUGUUGCCGGAACGAAAUAAAUUAAGCUAUCGUCACAUCUCAAUCUGGUGUGGUAGUGCUCUUUUUCCAAACCUACACGGCCGCAGAUAGUAACUCAGAAUUGAGUAAAAUUCUACUGAAAAUUGCAAAAAAGGGUUACUGGAAUGAGUAAAAUGUUCCUCGAUUUUCUUGAAAAAUCGGCUUGAAUAUAAGAAAAAUCGAUUACCCAGUUUAUUCAGACUGAGUAAAAUAUUAAUCGAUUUCUGAGGAAAAUUAUGUAAAAUUUUCACUGAGCAACCCCACUUUUUACAAUAUUGAGUCAUAUUCUACUCAAUUCUGAGCUACUCUCAUCGACCGUGUAUGAGCUGUAUCAGGUACGCGGUGGCAGUGGUGGCGCUAGGCAAAGGCAACAACGAAAUGCGAGCCAAAAAAUAAAAACCCACUCACCAUGCACGCUUCGAAUCCUUAAUCCGAUUAUGUUCUCAACGCAUGUGUUCCGAAAAAAUAUAUAUAUAUUGAAGAGUAUACUCACACGCACACUUGAAUCCGGAGGAGGAAAAUAAACGUGUCAGAGAAAAUUAUAAAGCUCGUCCUGAGUGUGAGGUUCAUCGAAACGAGGGCAAGCGGAAAAUAAAGAACCCAUAAUAAUAAGAUUUUAUAUUUCCCGAUGAUGGUUGAAAAUGUUCGUUGUUUAUAAUUGAGAUAAUAAAUGCUCUGUUUUUGUUUGAUUUUGAUCCGUUUGUUUUGCACGGUCCCGGCCUCGUGUGUAUGUGUGUGCGUCCGUGGAGAAGAGGGCCCGGUGAGUAAAUCCCUCGCAAGUUAAGUUAAUAUGAACAAAGCAAAAAAAAAAAUACCAGAUAUUUUAAAACAAUAAAAAAGUACAUUAUAGGACUAAGACAAAACUGGAAACUAUUUCAAUUGUGGCUGACAUUCUAGAGAAGGAAAUUUUUUACAUAAGAUAGUAACAGUCGAGAGAGGUGUAAGCUUGUAGGAAUAUGAAAACUAAAACAAUUUUGAAUCGGAAAAUCUAUCUCAGUAAACGUUUUGCAGUUUUGCAGUUUCAGGAAGUUCCUUCCUAGCUGGAAGAAUGAAGAAUGGAGAUGAGACGUUCAUGGAAGAAAGGAGGGAAAGAGUCAAAUUUGUGCCAAUACUAUUUUUAACUGACGAAGUUAAAGCCAAUCCGAAAGGAUUUUAUUUUCAUGAACUAUUCUUUAGACAGCCAGCAACUAAUUAUAAAUUG
Messenger RNA from Ochlerotatus camptorhynchus, 8108 nucleotides. RefSeq names its product weary (gene wry). Lineage: Eukaryota; Metazoa; Arthropoda; Insecta; Diptera; Culicidae. Bases 1301 to 5449 code for a protein of 1382 amino acids. The record is from RefSeq and is a predicted model, not a curated record. Gene Ontology annotation, biological process: establishment or maintenance of epithelial cell apical/basal polarity; heterophilic cell-cell adhesion; Notch signaling pathway. Gene Ontology annotation, cellular component: plasma membrane; protein-containing complex. Gene Ontology annotation, molecular function: Notch binding; calcium ion binding. The transcript is spliced from 14 exons.